ACAAAAAAAGUGAACAUCAUGUUGCUAAUUCUUGUCUACUCUCAGAAAGAAAGGAAAGUGGUGGGCUGCUCGAAGGGCUGAAUCUCUCGAAUUUCGAGUGUUCCAUGGCAUCAAUGACUGAAAUUCGAGAUUUUCGGAUAUUUGUUGCAACCUGGAAUGUGGGAGGGAGGACACCCAACAGUGACAUGAACUUGGAAGAUUUCUUGCUAAUGGAACACUCUGCAGAUAUAUAUGUUUGUGGGUUUCAGGAAAUUGUUCCACUCAAUGCUGGAAACAUUCUAGUAAGUGAAGACAAUGAGCCUGCUGCAAAAUGGUUGGCCCUUAUAAACCAAGCACUUAACAAGCCACAUCUCAGUUCUAUUAAUUCGACUCCGGACUCUGGCAAUGAUUUGAAAAACUCCAAUACUAAUGUCUCCAAGGAGUCGAAAUCUCCGACCAACGCUCAUAUUUUCGACAAACCUGUGCUCAAAGUCCUGAAUAAGAAUUUCAGGGCUGGGAGUAGCCUUCUCAAGACUUGCAACUGUCCUGCUGAUUCCACAAGUGGGGAGAAUCGAAGGAAAAAUACGGUUCAAGAUUUAGCAAAUGAACUAGACCUUGGUUCGAGAUAUAAUAUCGGUGAGUUGGUUUCGCUCUCUGAUAUGUUCCCACUUUGUUCAAUUGAGGAGAUGAAUUACCGCCUUAUAGCGAGCAAACAGAUGGUUGGACUGUUCCUAUCGGUGUGGGCUAGAAAGGAGUUGGUGCCGUAUAUUGCUCAUGUCAGAGUAUGCUCUGUAGGAAGAGGAAUAAUGAAACGCCUUGGUAACAAGGGAUGUAUAGCGGUAAGCAUAUCGUUGCACCAAACGAGCUUUUGCUUCGUAUGCAGUCACUUAGCUUCCGGUGAGAAAGAAGGCGAUGAGAUCAAGAGGAAUGCUGAUGUUUCUGAGAUCCUCAAAGGCAUACAGUUUCCCAUCAUUUGCAAAACUCCGAAUCAUUUAGCCCCAGAGAAAAUUAUUGAGCAUGACCGAGUAAUAUGGCUCGGGGAUUUGAAUUAUCGGGUAGCGUUAAGCUAUGAAACAACCAAGAGCCUGUUGGAGGAUAAUAACUGGGACACCCUUCUGGAGAAAGAUCAGUUAAAUAUGGAGAGAGAAGCUGGGAGAGUAUUCGAUGGUUUCAAAGAGGGACGGAUACUCUUUGCUCCUACUUACAAGUAUUCACAAAAUUCGGACUCAUACGCCGGAGAAAAUGGCAAAUCCAAGAAGAAACGCCGAACGCCUGCAUGGUGUGAUAGGAUACUAUGGCGAGGUUCUGGCAUCGAUCAAUUAUCUUAUAUUCGUGGAGAAACAAGAUUUUCUGAUCACAGACCUGUUUCUUCUCUCUUCUCUGUCGAGGUACAAGUAAAAAGGAAACACGAUACCAGAUUCAGGAAAGGUUAUUCCUGUGGUGUCAGGAGAUUCGAGUACGACGCAUGUAUACCUCGAAGGCAUAGUUUCUAUGAUUACUAACUGAAAACCUUCAAUUUGUUUAUUUUGAUUUAUAGAUCAUUAAGUUUUUCACUUGUA
Gossypium raimondii (Peruvian cotton) is the source of this 1538-nucleotide messenger RNA. RefSeq names its product type I inositol polyphosphate 5-phosphatase 5. Gene Ontology annotation, molecular function: phosphatidylinositol-3,4,5-trisphosphate 5-phosphatase activity; inositol-polyphosphate 5-phosphatase activity; phosphatidylinositol-4,5-bisphosphate 5-phosphatase activity. Lineage: Eukaryota; Viridiplantae; Streptophyta; Magnoliopsida; Malvales; Malvaceae. The record is from RefSeq and is a predicted model, not a curated record. Gene Ontology annotation, biological process: phosphatidylinositol dephosphorylation. Bases 105 to 1481 code for a protein of 458 amino acids. The transcript is spliced from 7 exons.